Messenger RNA from Argentina anserina (silverweed cinquefoil), 2545 nucleotides. Its product is annotated as 6-phosphofructo-2-kinase/fructose-2,6-bisphosphatase. NCBI's taxonomy places the organism in Eukaryota, Viridiplantae, Streptophyta, Magnoliopsida, Rosales, Rosaceae. The record is from RefSeq and is a predicted model, not a curated record. The transcript has 23 exons. Gene Ontology annotation, biological process: fructose 2,6-bisphosphate metabolic process; fructose metabolic process. Gene Ontology annotation, cellular component: cytosol. Gene Ontology annotation, molecular function: fructose-2,6-bisphosphate 2-phosphatase activity; starch binding; ATP binding. The coding region runs from base 134 to 2404 and encodes 756 amino acids.
GAUCGUGCAGCAGUAGCAACCUCAAUUUUCGAUUUCCUCUAAACUCUUUAUUCUCCUCCUCCCCCAUUCUAUCCUCAAAUCCUCAAAUCCCGAAACCACCACCACCACAAACCCUCCCUUCACUCAACCAACCAUGGGGACCGGCGCUUCCUCCCAAGGCGACGGAGGCGAAGAGCCCGAGGAGGAGGAAGAGUACCUCGACCAAGGCGGCGGCGGCCAGCUCUACGUCUCGUUGAAGAUGGAGAACAAUUACAAGCUCAAGAAAGGCGAGCUCCUUCCUCACGUCUUCGGCUCCGUCCCCCUCGUCGGCUCCUGGGACUCCUCCAAAGCCCUUUCUAUGGAACGUGAAUCCACCUCAAUGUGGGAGCUCAGCUUCGUCGUUCCUCCCAAUCACGAGACGCUGGAUUUCAAGUUCCUGUUGAAGUGCAAGUACAACAGCAAUGCGCUGUGUGUGGUCGAGGAGGGUCCAAAUCGCCAGCUCAUAGGUGGAGCCUUGCAAGGGGAUGCUAGGCAGGCUGUGUUUAGAAUCAGUGGUGAUGAGGUGCUUGAGUAUCAGGUGUUUAUUAAGGCCGAUAGAGUGUCGCCUUUUGAUCUCGCUGCUAGUUGGAGGGCUUAUCAGGAGAAUCUCCGGCCUUCUGCGGUCCGGGGCAUUCCUGAUGUCAGUAUAGGCUCAGUGCCUGAGAUUGGUAAUGAGAAUGGCUCUUCGGUGAGUUUGGAGCUUGAUCUCGAACAUUAUGUUGUUCCAGCUCCUCCGUCUUCAGGUCCGGUUUAUGCUGCUAAUAAUGCAGAGACUCCAAGGUCAUUAUCUCUUACUGGGGUUUUUACUAAAUCCGAUGGCUCUACCCACGCCUCAUAUACCUACAAGGAUAGUGGUAUUCCAAUCGAUCGAUCAAGCAAAAAGGAGAUGGAGGUUGUUAUUCCAGAUUCAUCAAAGAUGUAUUCUUCCUCUGGGAUGAUUGAUUCAAAGUCUGUGGGAACAUUUUCACCUUUUCAAAAGCAAGACAGUCAAAGGGGUCUCUUUGUGGAUAGAGGUGUUGGGUCUCCUAAGCUUGUUAAAUCAUCCAGCUCCAAUGCUUUCUCUACUGAGGUCAGGAAGGAGAGCCCAGAAGCAAAGAACUCAAUGCCAGAAGCUGCUGGAGCUGUUGCAGCUGCAGCCGUAGCUGAUCAAAUGCUUGGACCAAAGGAAGAUGUGCAUCUGGCAAUUGUCCUGGUUGGUUUGCCAGCUCGUGGAAAAACAUUUACGGCAGCUAAACUUACAAGGUAUCUUCGAUGGUUGGGUCAUGAUACCAAACACUUCAAUGUCGGAAAGUAUCGUCGUCUUAAGCAUGGGACUAAUCAGAUAGCUGACUUUUUCCGAGCUGACAACCCGGAAGGCAUGGAAGCGCGUAACGAGGUAGCAGCCUUGGCAUUUGAUGACAUGGUUUCUUGGAUGCAAGAAGGUGGCCAGGUAGGAAUAUUUGAUGCCACAAACAGUACUAAAAAACGGAGGAAUAUGCUUAUGAAACUGGCUGAAGGAAAAUGCAAGAUUAUCUUUCUGGAAACAAUAUGCAACGAUGAACGAAUUAUAGAAAGAAAUAUACGUCUUAAAAUACAACAAAGUCCUGACUAUGCAGAAGAGCCAGACUUUGAGGCUGGCUGCAAGGACUUCAAAGAUCGACUUUCUUAUUACGAAAAAGUUUAUGAUCCAGUGGAAGAAGGGUCAUAUAUCAAGAUGAUUGACAUGGUCAGUGGACAUGGGGGUCAAAUACAAGUGAACAAUAUCAGUGGGUAUCUUCCUGGACGAAUUGUUUUUUUCCUGGUGAAUACACAUCUUACACCCCGGCCAAUCUUACUUACAAGGCACGGUGAGAGCAUGGAUAAUCUCAGAGGAAGAAUAGGUGGAGACCAUGCUUUGAGUGAUGCUGGAGAACUUUAUGCCAAGAAACUUGGUAACUUUGUUGAGAAGCGACUGAAAUCAGAGCGAGCUGCUUCGAUUUGGACUAGCACACUGGAACGAACAAUUCUAACAGCAGGUCCGAUCUCGGGAUUUCCCAAGAUACAAUGGCGUGCACUGGAUGAGAUUUAUGUUGGAGUGUGUGAUGGAAUGACUUAUGAUGAGAUAAAGAAAAACAUGCCAGAGGAAUACGAGGCGCGUGAAAAAGAUAAGCUGAGGUAUCGUUAUCCUCGUGGAGAAUCUUAUUUAGAUGUUAUCCAAAGGCUGGAGCCUGUAAUUAUUGAACUUGAACGACAACGUGCACCUGUUGUGGUGAUAUCUCACCAAGCUGUCUUGAGAGCAUUAUAUGCUUACUUUGCUGAUAGGCCACUGAAAGAAAUUCCACAUAUUGAGAUGCCGCUUCAUACUAUUAUAGAGAUUCAAAUGGGAGUUACAGGAGUCCAAGAGAAAAGAUACAAGCUCAUGGAUUGAACGUUGUUACAGUGAAUGUAACUUGAAAGUACUGGUAAAUUGCUAUAUAUUCUUUUACGUCAUAGUUACCGUUGGUUAACCGAAGUAGCAUUAGUUUAAAUGCCUCAACUGUAUCUAUAAUAAGGAUUCAGCAAUCCAAUA